GUAACAUCACGCCAGCACUAUUUAUUGCCGAAAUUUCCGAUAUUUCUUACAAUCGACCACCAAACCUGUAGCCUGUCACUGCUCCGGAAUAAUGGAGAACGGUCUCAAACACUAAACAAAAGUGUUUUUAAACAAGGAAAUGAUGUCUCUCCACAUAGUAACGCAAUGGGUCAUCGUCCUGCUGAUAGGGUCCACCGCCUCUCAAGUCAUGCCACAAGCGCCCUUCCCCUACCCGUACCAACAAGGACAACCACCGAUGCAGAUGUUAACUGCCCCCAACGGUCACCCACCGAUGCAGGGUGCACACCCUGGCCCCAUGCCGAUGCCUAACGGUGGACCCAUGCAGAUGCCCCUCAUGAUGCCUCACAUGCCUCGUCUACCUGGCAUGCCAUCCGCCCCUAUGCCAUUCCCCAUGCAAUUCCCUAUCCACGGGGGCAGACUGCCCAUGGUAGUAUCACCACAUCACUCAAAGAAGGCUGACAGACCUCGAAGGAAGAGCCACAAGAACAAACGCAAGCGCAUCAGCAUGGACUCCUCAUCCAGUGAAGGCUCGUGCUCACAAAGUGCGGAGUUUCGCUCCAGGAACAAAUUGAGGACCUCGAAGAAGAAGAAGCAUCAGGUGCUGACUCCUGUGGUCUCGUAUGUCACGAAGGAUGGCUACGUGGUCUACCAGAAGAAGAUUAAGAAGGACAAGGCGAAAGACUGGCUGGAGAUGACGAAGGGAGAACAUGACAGUGAAGAGGACAAGAUUAGGUUCAAACCUCGCGACCACGACCACGACCACUGAUAUCGACACUUUUUAUAUGUUUCUAUGAUGAUAAUGAUCUCCUUAUGUAUAGUUUUAUAUCGCUGCUAAAUAAAACAGAUUAAAGCAUUUUGCAACUACUUAU
This is a messenger RNA of Spodoptera frugiperda (fall armyworm), 890 nucleotides long. RefSeq lists its product as uncharacterized. Bases 140 to 787 code for a protein of 215 amino acids. The record is from RefSeq and is a predicted model, not a curated record. NCBI's taxonomy places the organism in Eukaryota, Metazoa, Arthropoda, Insecta, Lepidoptera, Noctuidae. The transcript has 2 exons.